ACAGGACAAUACCGACUUCUAUACAGCACAGUUAAUGGCCCAUGAGUUAGGCCACAGUUUGGGAUGUGAUCAUGACGGAGAUGGCAACUCCUGUAAUAGUAAAGACGGAUAUGCCAUGGCAACACACUUUAUCCUGGCAAAUGUAAAGAAAUGGACAUUUUCGUCUUGUUCUGUGAAUUACAUUCAAACAUACAUAUCUAGCUUGGACAAACAGCAUAGGGACUGUUUGUUAUCAUCACAGAACAGACAUCCAGACCCGUACGUGCUUAAUGUUACAACUCUAUGGUAUGGACAGAGAUAUUCCGCUGACGAGCAAUGUCGGGUGCACUAUGGAGCAGGUUCCUAUCUUUGCCGAGAUAGGUACUAUAAAGAUUACACCAAUAUUUGUCUAAAACUGAAAUGCUACGAUGCUAAGCGAGAUAGCUGUUAUUACAUAGAUGGCGGUGAUGGAACACCAUGUGGAAACAAAAAGUGGUGUAUUUCGGAUGUAUGUGUACAGGAUAAUCAUGCACCCUCGGUUUCAGAUUCUUGUCCUGCUGGAGACCAGACAGGCGUUGUUAAAAAUGGCAUGACGUGCAAACAAUUGAUUAGUUCCGAUCCAAAUGAAUGUUAUGCGCAUGGCAUUAAAUACAAAUGUUGCAGCACAUGCGCAGGCAGCGAUCAACAUGGCAACACUAUCAGCAUAGACCAACAAUGUGUGAAAAGACAUGGACAGGGAUCGUAUCUUUGCAGGGGAACACAUCGGUAUUCAGCAGCAAAUUAUUUCUCGAUGGUUUGUUCAGACCUUAUGUGUAACGACCCCACACGGAGUAAUUGGUGUUUGUCAUCGUCAUCUGAUGAUAGAACGACUUGUGGCGAUAAAAAGUGGUGCAUCAACAAAGUAUGUGUACACGACAAUGCAGCUCCUUCUAUGCAAGAAUCCUGUCCAUUUGGGGACCAGUCGACUGGUAUCGCAGCUCACGGUCUCACUUGUGCUCAGAUAAAACAUCCAGAACAUCACUGGCGUUGCUAUGACGACCAUACAAGAAAAAAAUGUUGUGAAACCUGUCAAUCCAUCUUACGAAAUCAACAAGGAUGUGAAUAUGGAGACAAGAGUGACUGGUGCCAAACAAACAUAGCCUCACAGAACGAUAAACAGAUGUGUUACUGGGGACAUAAUGCAGAUUUAUGUUGCGGGUCUUGUUCUAAAUACAGGAAUAUGGCACACCACGGUUGUGAAUAUGGAGAUAAACAAAGUGGAUGUGAAGCAUCUAGAUGUUCCCAUUAUAGUUCCAGCCACAGGGGAAAGUGUUGCGAAACAUGCUUGAGUGCUCCUGUUAUAGGAUAA
This is a messenger RNA of Mytilus californianus (California mussel), 1327 nucleotides long. RefSeq names its product A disintegrin and metalloproteinase with thrombospondin motifs 13-like. The transcript is spliced from 11 exons. Gene Ontology annotation, biological process: proteolysis. The record is from RefSeq and is a predicted model, not a curated record. Gene Ontology annotation, molecular function: metalloendopeptidase activity. Bases 35 to 1327 code for a protein of 430 amino acids. Lineage: Eukaryota; Metazoa; Mollusca; Bivalvia; Mytilida; Mytilidae.